This is a messenger RNA of Coprinopsis cinerea okayama7#130, 1689 nucleotides long. RefSeq names its product pre-mRNA-splicing factor SLU7. Gene Ontology annotation, cellular component: spliceosomal complex. NCBI's taxonomy places the organism in Eukaryota, Fungi, Basidiomycota, Agaricomycetes, Agaricales, Psathyrellaceae. Bases 1 to 1689 code for a protein of 562 amino acids. The transcript is spliced from 6 exons. The record is from RefSeq and is a predicted model, not a curated record. Gene Ontology annotation, biological process: mRNA splicing, via spliceosome. Gene Ontology annotation, molecular function: pre-mRNA 3'-splice site binding.
AUGGCUUCAGCAACUGGAACGAAGCUUUCAAGGGAGGAAUUCCGAAGACAAAAGGACCUUGAUGCGGCGCGGAAAGCGGGUACAGCGCCUGCAGCACUAGACGAGGAGGGCAAACCCAUCAAUCCUCAUAUUCCUCAAUAUAUCUCUCAGGCCCCAUGGUAUCUCGACACUGGUGCACCCUCCCUAAGCCAUCAACGACGCCCUGAGCAUGACGAUACGAGCAACAAACUCGACAAUUGGUACGACAGAGGCGCAAAGGCGGGGCCUGCAGCGAAGAAGUACAGGAAGGGUGCUUGCGAGAACUGUGGUGCCAUGACACAUAAGAAGAAGGACUGUCUGGAACGACCACGGAAGAAGGGUGCAAAGUGGACCAAUAAAGACAUCCAAGCGGACGAGGUUAUCCAGGAUGUAGCAGUGGGAUACGAUGCCAAGCGUGAUAGGUGGAAUGGAUACGACCCAGCGGAGUACAAGAAGGUGUACGAGGAAUACGCCGCCGUCGAGGCUGCUCGUCAAAAGUUGCGAGAGGAGGAAAUCGACAACCAGACCACGACGGAUUUGGCUGCGGUACGAAAGGUGGCGAAGGCGAGCAAGGCUGAAGGAAAGACGGCGGAUCCAGACUUCGGUUCUAGUGACGAGGAAGAUGAGGAUGAAGACAAGUAUGCGGAUGCUGCUGAUGCCGUUGGUCAAAAAUUGGAUGCCAAAACACGAAUCACUGUUCGAAACUUACGUAUCCGAGAAGACACCGCCAAAUACCUUAUCAACUUGGACCCCGACAGUGCCUACUAUGACCCCAAAACCCGUUCCAUGCGUGAUGCACCACUGAAGAACAUUCCUCCGGAAGAGGCAAAAUUCGCCGGUGACAACUUCCUUCGCUACUCUGGAGAAGCUGAAGAAGUCCAAAGACUGCAGCUGUUUGCAUGGCAGGCGGCUGCUCGGGGCAACGAUGUACACUUGACCUCCAACCCAACUGCCGGGGAACUCCUUCAUCAAGAGUUCAAGGAGAAGAAGGAGCAACUCAAGGAUUCUACAAAGACGAGUAUUCUGGCGAAAUACGGUGGUGCAGAGUAUCUUGAAGCAGCGCCUAAAGAACUUCGUCAAGGCCAGACAGAGAAUUACGUCGAAUACUCUCGCACUGGUCAAGUCAUUAAGGGCAAAGAGCGCGCUAAGGUCAAAUCGAAAUAUCCAGAAGAUGUGUAUAUCAACAAUCACACAUCGGUGUGGGGUUCGUACUACGAUCCCUCGACCGGACAAUGGGGCUACGCGUGUUGCCACUCAUUCUUGCACAUCUCAUACUGUGCUGGAAAGGCGGGCAUCGAGGCUGUCACGGCUUCAAGCGCGCAGCAGCUCCUUGCAUCUUCGUCCCAAGCCGAAUCAUCGACAUCGUCAUCUAAACAGCAAGAAGAACCGCCGUCGGAACGGAAGGAGAAGAUCGAGCAGAACUUCUCCAAGAAGCGGGUUGGGGAGGGCGAUGUUGUAUUGGAUCAGGAAAAACUGGCGAAAGCACUGAAAGAAGAGAGGAAGAGAAAGGCCAAGGGCGGAUAUGAGGAUGUUGAUCGAUACGGAAAGAAGUCGAGGAGCACGGUGGAGGGCUCCACUCAUGAAGUUACGGAAGAGGAAUUGGAGGCCUACCGCAUGUCAAGACGUAUGGCCGAAGAUCCCAUGGCCAAUUAUGUCGACCAAGAAGACUGA